CACUAGGGAACGGGUGAGGAUUGGGGAUGAGGAUUUGUAGAUUAUAUGGAUGCUACGGGAGGCAUUUGAUUCACUGCUCGCGUGUCAUGAGAUGAUGUAAGGAUCUGGGGAAGUUGUGUGCGGGAUUUGUGUGUUUUCUAGAAGAAAAGCGUCGCGUGCUGCAUCGGCUCAGAUUUGCUGAUGUUGAGUUGGCAUUUUGGGUGAAAAGCCCAGAAGGACCCCAAGCACAGAGCAGAAGUACAGCUGUAGAUGUGAUGCAGUGUCCUGCUUAAUCUUCAGGGUAUAAAUAAAGCAACAUGACACUCAGGCGAGUGAAUGUGGUGAUCCUUGUCCUGCUCUCGAUCGCCUUUUUAAUCAUUGUGCAUCGAAAUCUGCUGAAUCUCAGUGACUUCCUGAAGCAAGAUGGUUCAGAUGCAGCCCCGGGUGCGAUCCUGCCCUUUGAAAGUGGAUUCUUUGCGGAGCGUAAAGUCAGGACAGGGGAGGAGAUCCCGGUGGUGAUCACGGCCUCUGAGGAGAGACUGGGUGCCGCCGUGGCUGCCAUGAACAGCAUCAGCCGAAACAGCAAAGCCAACGUGGUCUUCAGCGUCGUGACGCUCAACGAGUCUGUGGAACAUCUCCGGACUUGGUUGAGCAAAACAGACAUCAAGCACAAAAUCAUCACAUUUGAACCAAAAAUCCUGGAGGGAAAGAUUUCCUUCAAUCCUCAGCAACUGGAUUUGGAAAAACCGCUCACUUUCGCCAGGUUCUACAUGCCGAACUUCUUACCUGACACGGAGAAAGCAAUUUACCUGGACGAUGACGUUAUUGUGCAAGGAGACAUCCAGGAACUUUUUGACACGAGUCUGAAGCCUGGGCAUGCUGCUGCUUUUUCAGAAGACUGCGACACUGUGUCUUCUAAAGGCAUCAUUAGAGGAGCAGGAAACCAGAACAGUUACAUUGGCUUUCUGGACUUUAAAAAGGAAACUGUUAGGAAACUGGGAAUGCGAGCAAACACGUGUUCUUUCAAUCCCGGGGUCAUCGUGGCAAACUUAACCGAAUGGAAACACCAAAACAUCACCCAGCAGCUUGAAGUGUGGAUGGAGCGCAAUGUCAAGGAAGAUCUUUACAGCAGCAUGCUAGCAGACAGCUUCACUACACCACCGCUACUUAUAGUGUUCUACAAGCGCCACUCCAGCAUUGAGCCCAUGUGGCAUGUCAGACAUCUCGGAGCCACUGCAUCUGGAAAUCGCUACUCAUCACAGUUCAUCAACUCCGCUAAACUCCUCCACUGGAACGGACAUUAUAAGCCGUGGGGCAGAGCCUCGUCGUACACCAAUGUUUGGGACAAGUGGUACAUUGCAGAUCCCACUGGUAAAUUCCAUCCAAUCAGAAGACACUCGGGGGACCAAUAAAGACUUGAAUAAUCCUAACACUUUGCACAAAUAUCUAGGUUCUCUAGGACGGCCAUUUGUUGCAUCAGAAUCGUGUACUGAACAGCAUUUUGCGAUCCUACAAAUCCUAAAUUAUAAUGAACGACUUAGGAAUUACGCUUAUCUUCGCUGCUUUUCCAGCUGCAUCACUUUUGCCCGGAAUUCUAUAUCCGGUGGUUUUUAAGCAGGUCCACAACUCAAAAGCAGUUGAAGCUGUUGGCAAUUUGGCUUAAAAACUAGUUGACACUAAUAAUAAAGUAUUAAUGUGGCAUUGGGUGUGAUGGAUGGAAGUUCAAAACAGGAAAUCGGACAGUGUCUUUAAAUAUACUAAGUAUUUUAUUUCUUCUGUUUCCAUUUUGGCUUCUGGGCACAGUUACAGUGACUUAACACUUCACCUGAGCUAAUCAAGUAUUAAAAAUGCCCUCGAUAUGGCAAUAUGAACAACGGCAUCUCAAAAAAGUAUUAAAGAGGCAUCUGUUCAACAUUUCAUUCCACCAAUGCCAGCUCAAAGCUUGUCAAAACUAACUUCAUAUAUAUAAGAUCAUAUAUAAGACAAGAACACUAAAAUGCUACCUCAAUCCUUAUUGCCUAGAUUCAGAAGGUCCAGCAUUUUUCAUCUUACUUUUACUUUAAUCCAUUUGGUUAAGUAUACACUUGUAUUGCAGUGGUAGUCCACGGACAUCAAAAAACCUGUUUUUUUUUUCUUGUGACUCUCCAAGCAUGAAACAGAACCACUUAAUUUUGAUUUCCACAUGUAUAAUUUUAAAGCAUGUUUUUUUUUUUUUUUGCUGUCUCACAAUGAUCUUGAGCACAUUUCAUAUCUUGACUAAGAGUCAUUUCCAUUUCAGCUUCAAUGUUACUUGUCUGGAAGCGUGUGCCAACAAAUUUGUAAAUAGGAAAGCAAAUAAUUCUAUAUUUACUUAUUAAAUAAAGUAACAUUGUUAAUUUGUUGUGUGGUUAUUGUUUAACACUUUGCAUGUUGUUACUGUUCUUCAGUUGUAAAGAAUCUUCACACAGUACAAAGGUAUUAAUUAUGUAAGUAAUAAAACAUGAGGGGAUGUGUGGAAAACUAGUAAAAAAAAAAAAAUAAAGAUGAUUUUCCAGUAACAGCA
Pangasianodon hypophthalmus (striped catfish) is the source of this 2521-nucleotide messenger RNA. It is a transcript of the gene glt8d1, whose product is annotated as glycosyltransferase 8 domain containing 1. The coding region runs from base 297 to 1391 and encodes 364 amino acids. The record is from RefSeq and is a predicted model, not a curated record. Gene Ontology annotation, molecular function: glycosyltransferase activity. NCBI's taxonomy places the organism in Eukaryota, Metazoa, Chordata, Actinopteri, Siluriformes, Pangasiidae. The transcript has 10 exons. Gene Ontology annotation, cellular component: Golgi apparatus.